AUGGGCCAGACGUGGCCGUCAAAAAGGCCAGGUGUCAUCACAUAUGUUUAAUCCUCAUUAUCAUGGCAACACAGAAAUAUGAGAGCAUCAUCUCCAAGAGUGAUCAGAGAUCUGAUGGACCUCCUGCUGUCUACCAGCUGAGACCAAAGAAACAGAAGUUUGGAACAAGAAUGACUGUUGGAGAAAAAAAUCCAAACAAGACAAACAGAACCAUCUUACUGUUGGGAGAAACAGGAGCAGGAAAAUCCACACUGAUCAAUGCUCUGCUCAACUACACCAUGGGAGUGAAGUGGGAGGAUAGAGUCUGGUUUACGAUCGCAGAGGAGGAGAGAAGAAGUCAGACAUCAGAUGUGAUGGUGUACGAGAUCUUUGGUUUUGAAGAUGAAACUCUGCCCUACUCUCUGACCAUCAUCGAUACUCCUGGAUAUGGAGACACCAGAGGGACUGAACAUGAUGACAUCAUCAGUCACAGAUUGUUGGACUUGUUUCAAUCAGAUGAUGGAGUCCAUGAAGUUCAUGCAGUGGGUCUGGUGAUGAAGGCGAGUGAAAAUCGACUGGGUGACCGACUGCUGUAUGUCUUUGAUUCAGUGAUGUCUCUGUUUGGAAAAAACUUGGAGAAAAACAUUGUAGCUCUGAUCACACACUCAGAUGGAAGCAGACCUAAAAACCCUCUUCAAGCUCUUGAAGAUUGGAAUAUUAAAUGUGCCAAAAAAGGGAAGAAUCAGCCAGUUUACUUCCUGUUUGAUAACUGCCAGCUUGAAGAUGAGGAAGAAGAAUUUCUGAAACUAAAUUUUGAAAGAUCAGAGAGAGGAGUGAGAGAGUUCACAGCCUUCCUGAAAGAAAGUACACCUGUGCAGCCAGAGGCAACUCCUGAAGUGUUAAAGGAAAGAAUCAGACUGACAGCCUGCAUCCAAAACCUGCAAGAAAGAAUCAGAUUCACUGAAGUGAAACAGAGAGAGAUGAAACAGACUCGGGAAGCUCUGCAGAAGAAUGAAGUGGUCACUCCAUGUGUUGUUUUUAAACAUAAAGAACCUAUCAGAGCAGAGACGUGUGGGCCGGGUUUGAAAGCAGCUGUCAGCUGUACAGUCUGUGAGGAGAACUGUCACUAUCCUGGAUGCACGGUGCCCUUAAAUCACUGUGAGGUCUUUAGAGAUGGUCUCUGCACGUCAUGCACCAACAAGUGUCCUGCAUCAGUGCAUGUGAAAGAAAAGAGGAGAUAUGUGACCAGGAUAAGGAGAGGUCAGAAAAAUGAACCACCAGCAGAAGACAAGGAUGUUUAUUUAUUUGGAAAGGAAAUGAAACUGCUGGCAGCAGAGAAGUCCCAGUUCCUGGACGAGUCCUACCAGCAUGCUGUCAGACUGGAGGAAAUCGCUCUGAAAGCUGAUUCAGCAUCCACUGUUGUCCACUUGGACUUCCUGAUUGAGAAGAUGAAGCAGAAAGGAGACACAGAGAAGGUCCAGAAACUGGAGGAGAUGAGAAGGAGAGAGGAUGAAGAAGCACUGUGGAUUAGUGAACCCAUGAAGACAUCACAUGAAGACAUCAUCUCAAAUAGUUUUCUCAUCAGUUCAGGACCUCCUGCUGUCUGUCAGCUGAGACCACAGAAACAGAAGUUCGGAUCUCUGACAAGAAUGACUGUUGGAGAAAAAAAUCCAAACAAGACAAACAGAACCAUCUUACUGGUGGGAGAAACAGGAGCAGGAAAAUCCACACUGAUCAACGCUCUGGUCAACUACACCAUGGGAGUGAAGUGGGAGGAUGAAGUCUGGUUUACGAUGGUAGAGGAGGAGGAGAAGAAGAGUCAAUCAGAAGGACAGACAGAAAGUCAAUCAGAAGGACAGACAGAAAGUCAGACAUCAGAUGUGAUGGUGUACGAGCUCUUUGGUUUUGAAGGUGAAACUCUGCCCUAUUCUUUGACCAUCAUCGAUACUCCUGGUUAUAGAGACACCAGAGGGAUCGAACAUGAUGACAUCAUCAGUCACAGAUUGUUGGACUUGUUUGGAUCAGAUGAUGGAGUCCAUGAAGUUCAUGCAGUGGGUCUGGUGAUGAAGGCGAGUGAGAAUCGACUGGGUGACCGACUGAAGUAUGUCUUUGAUUCAGUGACGUCUCUGUUUGGAAAGGAAAUUGAGAAAAACAUUGUGGCUCUGAUCACACACUCAAAUGGAAGCAGACCUGAAAACCCUCUUCAAGCUCUUGAAGUUGGAAAUAUUAAAUGUGCCAAAAAAGGGAAGAAGCAGCCAGUUUACUUCCUGUUUGAUAACUGCCAGCAUGAAGAGCGAAUGGAGGAAAACACAAUUUCAAAAAAUACAUGGGAACUCACACAGAAAAACAUGGAUCAGUUCACAGACUUCUUAGAAAAAUCUAGUCCUCAAAAACUGAUGACAACAGUUGAAGUGUUAAAUGAACGGAUAAGACUGAAAGCCUCCAUCCAAAACCUGAAAGAGAGGAUAGAGUUUAUUGACCUGAAACAGACAGAAAUCAGACAGAUUCAAGAAGCUCUGAGAAUCCAAGAAAUUAUAAAUAAACAUGAAGUAGAGAUGAAGAAAAUUAAGGAAUUCACUGUAGAAGUUGAUGAGCCCUAUAAAGAUAAACAACCUAUUGAUGGUGGGCAGAGAUUGUUGUUUUUUUACAGAGGAGCUGUCUGCUGUACAGUCUGUGAGGAGAACUGUCACUAUCCUGGAUGCACAAUGGCCUGGAACCCUGCACACUGUAAAGUCAUGAAAGGAGGUCGCUGCACUGUUUGUACCAACAAGUGUCCUGCAUCAGAUCAUGUGAAAGAAAAGUGGAGAUAUGUGACCAAGACAAGGAGGGUAAUGAAGACGAAUGAAGAAAUGAAAAAGCAGUAUGAGAAGAAUGAGCUAGAAUGUGCGCUGGGGAGGAGUCGAUUACAAACUCUUACAAAGGAAGUGAAUGACCUAACAGCAGCUGAUUCAUCUCUGAACAAAGAAGAAAUGGAGCAGAAAUAUGAAGACCAUCAAAAAGAAAGUGAGAAGAAGUGUACCCUGUUAGAAAAUCUUGAAAAGGAAAUUAUCCAACUGACAGCCGAGAAGUCACAGUUCCUGGACGAGUCCUACCAACAUGUUGUCAGACUGGAGCAGAUCGCUCUGAAAGCUGAUUCAGCAUCCACUACUGUCCACUUGGACUUCCUGAUUGAGAAGAUGAAGCAGAAAGGAGACAGAAAGAAGGUCAAGAAACUGGAGAAGUUGAAAAGGAUCAGUUUGACCUCAUCACCACAUGAAGACAUCAUCUCAAAAAGUUUUCUCAUCAGUUCAGGACCUCCUGCUGUCUACCAGCUGAGACCAAAGAAACAGAAGUUCGAUCUCUGACAAGAAUCACUGUUGGAGAAAAAAAUCCAGAUGAGACAAACAGAACCAUCUUACUGGUGGGAGAAACAGGAGCAGGAAAAUCUACUCUGAUCAACGCUCUGCUCAACUACACCAUGGGAGUGAAGUGGGAGGAUGAAGUCUGGUUUAUGAUCGCAGAGGAGGAGAGAAGAAGUCAGACAUCAGAUGUGAUGGUGUACGAGAUCUUUGGUUUUGAAGAUGAAACUCUGCCCUACUCUC
This is a messenger RNA of Maylandia zebra (zebra mbuna), 3560 nucleotides long. RefSeq lists its product as uncharacterized. The record is from RefSeq and is a predicted model, not a curated record. Lineage: Eukaryota; Metazoa; Chordata; Actinopteri; Cichliformes; Cichlidae. Gene Ontology annotation, molecular function: GTP binding; ATP hydrolysis activity.